Amyelois transitella is the source of this 2330-nucleotide messenger RNA. It is a transcript of the gene GAA1, whose product is annotated as glycosylphosphatidylinositol anchor attachment 1 protein. The transcript is spliced from 12 exons. Gene Ontology annotation, cellular component: membrane; GPI-anchor transamidase complex. Gene Ontology annotation, biological process: attachment of GPI anchor to protein. The coding region runs from base 188 to 2284 and encodes 698 amino acids. NCBI's taxonomy places the organism in Eukaryota, Metazoa, Arthropoda, Insecta, Lepidoptera, Pyralidae. The record is from RefSeq and is a predicted model, not a curated record.
AAAUGUCAAAAUAUAUCAACAAAGGCAGGCAGAGCAAAGGCAGGGCAAUUUGGGCAAUAGAAUUUGGGAAAAAGGAAAAAUAAUAAAGUUUAAAGAGGUCAGCAAUGUAUGAAAAUUAAUCAUAAUUAGUUUAAACGCUUUUUAAUUUACUGAAUUAUUUUCUAAGUUGUGCUUAUUACAUAUCAAAAUGGGUCUUUUAUCGGACCCGGAGUAUGGGUCUGUGAAAUGGGUGAAAUUGCUGAAGAAAGUGCACGGACCCAUUGGUUUUCUAUGUUUUAUCGGUGCUUUAGUGUGGUUUGUGAUGUUAGGCAACAAGGAGUUCAACAAUGAGACUUAUUUCUCUGAAAAUGCCUUGCUACCUGGCUUGGUAACUAACGAGUUCAAUGCUGAGCAUGCCGGUAGAGACUUCUUCAAUGAAUUGACCUUGGAACUUGAGGAUAAAUAUGCGGAUUCGGAAGAGAUCCCCGUGCCAUGGCUGGUGGCCAAGAUGUUUCAGCUUCACCUGGAGGUGUACACCCAUAACUUCACAUUGAAUUACCCCAUGGGGCAAGGCCAGGUGUACACGGGUACAAAUGUAUACGGCAUACUGAGAGCAGCGCGCACACCGUCUUUGGAAGCAAUAGUAUUGACCGCUCCGUUCAGGCCGCUGGGCUCCCAUCAGAAGGAGACGACCGCUGGAAUAGCUCUCAUGCUGGCCUUCGCUCAGUUUGCUAGACCUCAAAAAUACUGGGCGAAAGACAUAAUAUUCCUGAUCACGGAACACGAACAACUAGGAAUGCAGGCGUGGCUAGAAGCUUACCACGGCCUGAACAGCGACGCCGAGACGUUCUACACAUCUCUUGGUAGUUUCUGGAAGCCUGGUACUCCAAAGUUGGACUUUGGCAAUAUGGCGAUGUUCGAUUGGGUUAAGGAGCACCAGAAAUGCUUGAAUCCCGGAAAAUUAAAAGGAAGAUCAGGUUCCAUCCAAGCGGCUAUUAAUUUGGAGUUUCAUACACCGAAAAUCAAGUACAUAGAGGUGAAAGUCGAGGGCCUGAACGGUCAACUGCCAAAUUUGGAUCUAGUGAAUCUGGUGCACAAGCUAUGCGUCAAGUCUGGUAUACAUCAUUCCUAUAAAAAUAGUUAUUCGUGGAUCCGAAAUCGCAAUAAAUACGACGAAUGGACUAACGGGAUUCUGACUAUGCUCGGCAUGGUCUCCGCUCAGAUCGCUGGUGUACCGAACGGCAACCACGGUCUCUUCCACCGUUUCGGAAUCGAAGCCGUGACCCUCGAAGGGCGGGACGCGCACGACCCGGCCGGGGCUCCGCCCAAAGUGCACGCGUUAACUUCUGCCAACUUCUACCGCCUUGGUAUCGCUUUGGAGAGCAUACUGAGGUCUCUGAAUAAUCUUCUGGAGAGUUUCCACCAGAGUUAUUUCUUCUAUCUACUGGCGGCUACCAAUAGGUUUAUAUCGAUUGGUCAAUACAUGCCGUCUCUAUGCCUACUAUGCGUAGCUAUGAUAGUUCGCGCCCUAUUCCUAUGGGUCACUAUACAGGAAGAAGACGACACAGUCAAACACACACGCAAAACCUCCGACGCAGUACCAGGCGAGCAGGAAUCGAAAGAGGCUAAGAAGAAGCCGGCAGAUUCCAGUAUGAGCAUCGUGAAUAUAGGAGCGAACUAUAUUUUGGUGCAUUUGAUCGGAUAUGGCGUUAUGAAUUCGCCUCUGCUGUUCAGCAAGAUCGGUGCAAUGUACGAGCAGCCAUCAGAGAUCUCCGUGUACUACGGCCUCAUAGCCACUUCUGUUAUCCUGGUACUCGUCACGCCGUUCCUACCUCGCGUUCUUAGCAAAGGGCGGAUAACUUAUGAAGAAAUGUCCCUGGUCAAUAUACUGUUGCUUAUAGAAUUGGCUACUGUGUGUCUAACGGUGGGCAUGCAUAACUUCCCCCUUGGACUGACAAUCGCAGUCCUUUACACUCCUCUCGCCCUGGUAGUCGGAGUGCAAACCCGGGGGGGAAAGGGAAGAUUUUCCUUAUUCCUCAAGCGGAUAUUCUGCCUACUUCUUUCCCCACUCUGCGUCAUCACGCUCGGCAUGAUCCUGUACAGCAGAUUCCUGUUCCCCGAAGAAGAUUUGCUCAAUAUGGCCGGUAGGGGGCGCGACGCGGCGAUGCAAGCUAUCAUGUUCUCUAUUGUAGACUCACUGAUCUACGGUAAUUGGCUGUACAACGUCACGUCGGCUGUUAUACUUCCAAUAUGGAUCAUAUUCUGGCAGAUCCUGUGUAACAGAGUCGAAGAACAAUUAGUUUAGUGUUAGACAUUCCAAAGAUGUAUUAAUAAAUUGUUUAAUUUAUUGU